Paramecium sonneborni is the source of this 4909-nucleotide messenger RNA. Lineage: Eukaryota; Ciliophora; Oligohymenophorea; Peniculida; Parameciidae. The record is from the annotation of a GenBank genome assembly.
AUGAGUGAAUAAGGUAUAUUACAUUUCAGCAUAAAUAGAAGUUCAAAAUGAAGCACCUAAUUAGGAUUAGCCUUAGGAGAACUAAAAAAGAUUCAUGAACCUAUUUAGUUUGGUGAAUUAUGUAUUAAGUUUAUGAUAUGAAAAUUUAGAUGAUUGGAAAAGGUAAAGAAGAUCCAAUAGAUUUAGUAGAAUUUAGUGUGCAUGGCAAACUAUUGGCUGUAUUUGGAUAGUUAUAAAUAUUAGUAUACAAGAAAAUCUUUAAAUUUAUUUGACGCAGAGAACAAAAUUAGAUUAUGGGCAAUAUGGAUGAUAGAAUGGAUGUAUAAUAAUUAAGAUUAAAUUCAUAUUAGUUGGUUUGAUAGAUUCAUUAUUACUGUCAUUUUAUUAAACUCCAUUUUAUUGGCAAUAUAAGAUUACAGUUGGAGAGAGACAAAUUUGGAGGCACCAAAUAAUUGGACAGACAGUUUCGAAUAUUUAUUUACUGCCAUAUUUAUUAUAGAGUUCUUUUUAAAAGUUAUUGCUAUGGGAUUUUUAUUUGAUAAAUAGACAUAUUUAAGAGAUGGAUGGAACUUUAUUGAUUUUAUUGUUGUAAUAACAGGAAUUAUUUCACUUUUCAUUUCUGCUAGAGUUUCAGCUAUUAGAAUUGUAAGAAUAAUGAGACCACUUAGAUCUAUUAAUUCAUUAAAAGAAAUGAAAGUUCUUAUUAUUACAUUAUUAGAUUCUUUACCUGCUUUAGGUAAUGUAGUUAUAUUCUUACUAUUUAUUAUCAUCCUUUUUGGAAUAUUAGGAUUAUAAAUAUUUAUGGGUGCAUUAGAGAAUAGAUGUAGAAUAACAGAAUAUCCUAUAGGAAAUAUUUGGAAAGCUUCGAAUUAUUCAAAAUUAUGUUAGGAUUCAUCAAAUUGUCCAGAAGGAACAUAUUGUGGUAAUCCAAAUACUUAUAAUUUACCUUAAUAAGAAUCUGAUGAUGAAAAUUUUAAUUUUGGUUAUACAAAUUUUAAUAAUAUAAUUUCAGCUACAUUCACUAUUUUUUAAGCUUUAACAACUGAAGGUUGGACAAAAUUGAUUUUUAUUUAUUAAGAAGCCUUAUCUACAACAAUAGUGUUCAUAUAUUUUUUAUUACUCAUUUUUUUGGGAUCUUUCUUUGUUGUAAAUUUAAUUUUAGCUGUUAUUAAUGAUAGUUUUAUGGCUGCUUAAAUGAAAUCAAUUAUGAAAAAUUCACAAAUUUCAGCUUCAUCUUUAUAAUAAGAAGAAUAAAAUGAAGAUAUUGAAGAAGGAGAUUAAUAAAUUGAUCCAAUAGCUUUAACUAGCAAUAUUCAUAAUGAAGAUUAGACAUAAAACCAUCAAUUUGAACAUGAUUAAUAAAUAAAUGAACCAAUUUAAUAAAACAUUAAUGAAACAAAUGCUAUAAAAAGUUAAGAUAUUUUAAAUAAUGGUGGAUUAAAAUAAAUAUCAAAAAGUAAUAGUGUAGAAUAAGUUAAUUAGCCACUUCGAUAAUAAUCAAAAUAAAGAUUCUAAAAAUAAAAACAAACUAAAUUUAAAGAAUUUUAAUUGAUUUUAAUAGUCAUUAUAGAAAAUAAGUACUUAUAUAUAAUAAUAAAGGUAUUUUUUGUCAUUUAUAACUUGUAUAAUUAUAUUAAAUACAAUAACUUUAUCUUUGGAUAGAUAUCCAAUAUCUAAAACUGAAUAUGAAAUAUUGGAUAUAGCAAAUUAAAUAUUUACUGUAAUUUUCACAAUAGAAAUGUUAUUAAAACUAAUAGCAUUUGAUAUUAAUUAUUUGAAAGAUUCAAUGAAUAUUUUUGAUGCAGUAAUAGUGAUUCUAUCAUUAAUUGAAUGGAUUCUUAGCAGUGCUGGUAAUGAUUCAAGUGGAGGAAGUUUCUCUGCUAUUUAAGCAUUUAGAACACUUAGAUUAUUUAGAUUAUUUAAAUUAGCACGUACAUGGAGUAGUUUUAGAAAAUUAUUAACUGCUAUUGCAGCAACGAUAGGUGGAAUAGCUUAUUUUAUUAUUCUCUUAUUAUUAUUUAUGAGUGUGGCAGCACUUUUGGGCAUGGAAUUAUUUGCUUAUAAAACGCCGUAUAGAUAUAAUUUUAAUAAUUAUUUAACAUCAAUGUUAGUAGUAUUUAUGUUAUUGACAAAUGAGUCUUGGAAUACAAUUGCUUAUACUUUUAUGUAUGAUUUAGAAUCUAUAUACCCAGUUAUUUAUUUUGUGGUAGUAAUUAUUUUUGGAAACUUCAUUCUACUUAAAUUAUUCAUUGCGAUUUUGAUAAAUAAUUUUCAUGAAGCAAAUAUUGAUUCAAGUUAAUAUCUUGAAGAAAAUCGUAAUCAGUAAUCAAGCAAACAUGAAUAAUCUAUUGGAGAUAAUUUAUAGAGUAUUAAAAUCAAUUAAGUAUCUCCAGAACAGAUUUAAUAAUCAUUUUAGAUUAUAAAAUCUUCAGCUAAUUAAUAAACAAAUAAUAAUACAUCUUCAAGAUUUAAGAAUCUAUCAUUAUAAUUUAUGACUACACCAACAGUUUUAAAUAGUACUCUUAAUUAGUCAGUAUUAGAAGGAGUUUCUUUGUAUAUAUUUCCCCCUUAAAGUAAAAUUAGAUUAAAGGUUAGUAAAUUAAUUAAUCAUAAAUAUUUUGAGUUGUUUAUUUUAAUUAUUAUUAUAAUCUCUAGCAUUUUAUUAGCUUUAGAUGAUCCACUUUCAUCAUCAAAUAGUGUAGCUUUAAAUGUUGUAGAUGAAAUUAUUACAGUCUUAUUCAUUUGUGAAGCUUUACUUAAAAUAAUUCAUAAAGGAUUUAUUAUUAAUGGUCCUGAUAGUUAUUUGAGAUCUCCAGGUAAUAUAUUAGAUCUUAUUGUUAUUGUUUUUUCAUCUUUAGCUUUUGAUGAAAAUUAAGCAUAAACUUUUUCAAAAAUAAAGAUAUUAAGAGUUAUUAGAGUUUUAAGGCCACUUAGAUUAAUAGUUAGAAAUGAAGAUUUAAAAAUGUCAAUAAAUGCUUUAUUCAAUAGUUUAUCUUAAAUGAUGAAUAUUGCUUUAGUUUGUCUAAUUUUCUUUUUAUUAUUUGGAAUAUUUGGAGUGACAUAAUUUAAAGGAUCUUAUUAUUAUUGUGAUAUAUAUGAAGUUAAUGAUAAAUUAGAAUGUUUAGAUAAUGGUGGAUCAUGGACAAAUAAGAAAUUCAAUUUUGAUAAUGUUUUAAAUGCUAUGAUUACUUUAUUUGUAAUAUCAACAACAGAAGGAUGGAUUAAUUUAAUGUCUGAUGGUAUUGAUAGUAGAGGAAUUGAUCUUAAUCCAAAAGAAAAUAAUGCAUAUGGAUGGGCAUGUUAUUUUGUUAUUUUUAUUAUUGUUGGUUCAUUUUUUAUAAUUAAUUUAUUUGCUGGAGUUAUUGUUGAAGCAUUUUAAAGUGAAAAAGAUAGAUUAAGUUAAAUGAGAGAAAUAUCUAAAUAAGAAUUAGAAUGGUAUGAAAUAUAAAAAAAGAUUUAUUCAAGUAAUCCAAUAGAGAAAUUUAAAAUCUCAAAAAACAAAUUAAUCAAAAAACUCAAUGAAUUUAUAUCAUCUGAUAAAUUUGAGAUUUUUAUUUUAAGUGUAAUCAUUUUAAAUACUUGUGUAAUGACGAUUUAAUAUUUAAGAUCCCCAAAAGAAUUAACAGAUGCUAUAUAAAUAUUAAAUUGGAUAUUUUUAGCAAUAUUUUCAAUAGAAGCGAUAUUAAAAUUAAUAGUAUACAAAAGAUUUUAUUUUACAUUUGGUUGGAAUGUAUUUGAUUUUACAGUUGUUCUUUUAACAUUAUUAGGAGUAAUAUUAGAAUAAAGUGAUGUAUUAAGUAAUGUUGGAACAGCUACAUCUAUAUUAAGAACAUUUAGAAUUUUUAGAGUAUUAAGACUAAUAAAAAGUGCUAAGAAUUUAAGAAUUAUAUUUGGAACAUUUCUUGUAACAUUACCUGGUUUAGUGAGUGUAGGAGGUUUAUUAGGAAUUAUGUUAUUUAUAUUUGCUGUUAUAUUUAUGAAUUUAUUUCCAUAUGUAAAAAGAGGUGAAGGAGUUACUGAUAAUUCUAAUUUUAGUUCUUUUGGAGUUAGUUUAUUUACAUUAUUUAAAUGUUCAACUGGAGAAGAUUGGAAUUUAGUUAUGAUGGAUAUUGCUAGAAGUUCAUAACCAAAUGAUAUUUGUUUGGAUUUUAAUGAUUAUGUUAAUUAUACAGAAUAUGGAUUUAUGGAUUGUGGUAAUUUUGCAGGAAUACUUUUAAUGAUUAUAUUCAUGAUUAUUGUAUCAUUAAUUAUGUUGAAUUUAUUUGUUGCUAUCAUUAUUGAAGUAAAAAUCAAUUUAAUUAUAUAUAUUAAUAGGGUUUCUAAAAUACUAGUAAAGAAGAGAAUGCAUCAAUUAAAAAAUUAGAUGUAGAGAAUUUUCAAUAAUUAUGGAAAGAUUAUGAUAAAGAUGCUACUGGAUUUAUAUAAUGUAAAUAUUUCACCUAAUUUAUGAUAUCAUUACCACAACCCUUAGGAGUAAUUAUUAUUUUAUAUUUACUAGUGGUUGAAAUUGAAAUAUUCACCAGCAUAAUAAAGAAUACGAAUGGCUUAAUUAAAUUUACCUGUUUAUAAUUUAAAUGGCAAAAAUAUGUUUUAUUAUUAUCAAGCUCUUAUUUGUGUUGCUCAAGAUUAUUUAGAAUCAAGUGGAUUUAUAUCUAAGUAUAUCAUAUUACUAUUAUAUAGUUUUGAUAUCUCUAAAGAUAUUGUUAAAUUAAAAUUACAACCAUUAAUAGAAAAAGCAUUUUCUCAAGUAUCAAACUUAGAAACUGAAUUCGAUAGUAGCUAAUUUAUGGCUGCUGUUCUAAUCUAAUAGAAUGCUAAAAGAUGUUUUAAAAAAUUAAAAAAAUUAAAAAGUUCUCUAGUUGUAGCUUAAUAUACUAAUGAUGAUGAAGUGCAAUAAUUUGUUUCUUGA